Messenger RNA from Penicillium brasilianum, 2501 nucleotides. Lineage: Eukaryota; Fungi; Ascomycota; Eurotiomycetes; Eurotiales; Aspergillaceae. The record is from the annotation of a GenBank genome assembly.
CGAAGCCCAAGCACGCAAUACCCAGCUGUCUUGUGUAUGAUGUAUGAAGGGCUUUGAUGAAUAUCAAAUAACAUCAAGGCGAACCUGAUCUGCGAAAUGGCGAAUGGCCCAGUCCAUCAGGAAUACGAUGGGCGGAUGAUACUAUUCAGACGGCUCGAUGAAUAUCGAUGUGAUGUCGUGAUCGGAGACAAAGCCAUGUUCCUGGACGAGGAACUGCACAUUCCUGCAGGGUUCAGAACCCGGGAAAUGAGUAGUUCGUCUGAUGGUCCCCGAUGGCGUCGGAAAUCUUGAUUAACUUCUUGGACAACGAGCUGGGAAAUCUCCAGUGGACAUCUAUAUUGAACACCAAGGGUAUACCAUCAAGCCCUCUCCAUUCGGCUUUCGUCGAGACCUCUCGGGAUUUGGCCUCAGAAACUAUCGAAAUCCCAAAAUCGAGGUUGAGGGUCAAAGCAAAGCUUAGUUCUGACGCCUCGUGAACUAUGCCAUGAGGAUGGGAUGAUGAUCUACGAACGCCAAGAGGAAAAUACAUCCUCCGACCAGUCAGUUGAACAGCGAGUGGUGUGAUCGAAUACUGGCUGAAUUGGUUUUCCGCCACUCAAGUCUAAUGUAAACUGUAAAUUCAAUUGAAUCUGAGGGUUAGGAAUGGGUCUCUGUCAGGGCCCUGAUCGACGCUGACAUUUCCCCAUGGGGCCCACCAGCACGGGCGUGGCCUCGUCGAUUUCGCCAGUAUGCCAAGGAUGUUGCUAUACAUACAGCCACGCUAAUUUAUCCCGUUCGCCCAAAAACCACAGAAAACAGGUCUUUCGUUCCCCGGCUACCGAUCCAGGGGUCUGGCUUUUUGCAGGCUAUCGCGCGGCCGUCAAAAUUAAUGAUGAUCCCUGAAUCUCACCACCUGCAGCCACGGGUCGAAGUAUCUGCACCAGGACGCCAGACGUUUAGACUUUCUUCGGUCGAGAGGAUCCUAGUAUAUCGCAAUAUCUAUUGAUUCUGUUGUGAUUGGCAAUUUCCCGUCUGGAAGGCGCCACAAAUUACAAGAAUGAGGAUGUAGUUUGUUGGAAUGUGUGUAUAAAAGACCCCUCAUCAAGGCUCGGUAGUAUAACCAGCCAAGACCAUACCUGGCCCAUUGUCUUUACUUUGCUCUUUUCAGUCAUCUUUGAACAAUGCGCUUCCAGGGCCUCGCACUUGUUGGGCUUCUGUCAGGCUCUGCACUGGCAGUUCCUAGAGUCAGUAAACGAUCUGAUCCGGCCAAUGGCGGACAGCCUAUCAACCCCGAGAAUGGCCGGGGCGCUCCUUUGCUAGGUGGAACGAACAAGGCAUUGGAUCUCCAGAAUCCAGAUCAACUCCGCACCCCGACCACCGAUAAUGGCUUCGUCCCUAAUGUCAAGUGGAGUUUCUCUCAGUCGCAGACUAGACUGUUCCCUGGUGGUUGGUCUCGCGAACAGGUCAUUCAGGACCUGCCACAAAGCCAUGAUAUCGCUGGUGCUCAGCAGCAUUUGAAGAAGGGAGCUACCCGUGAGCUGCACUGGCACCGAGUGGCUGAAUGGGGCUUUGUGUACAACGGAUCUCUCCUUCUCACCGGCGUUGACGAGAAUGGAGGUUUCACUACUGAGGUGCUCGAGACUGGUGAUAUUUGGUAUUUCCCCAAGGGUGUUGCCCACAAUGUCCAGGGUCUGGAUGACGAGAACGAGUACCUGCUUGCCUUUGAUGACGGUGACUUUGAGAAGAUCGGAACGACCUUCAUGGUCGAUGACUGGAUUGCCCAUACUCCUAAAGAGGUCCUAGCCAAGAACUUUGGUGUUAAUGCCUCUGUCUUUGACAACGUUCCCGCCAAGUUCCCAUACAUCCUGAAUGGCACUGUCAGCUCAGAUCUCGCCAAGGCUCCCGAGGGUACUCUGAAGGGCAACAGCUCAUAUGUUUACCAUACAUACAAGCACCCCUCCGAGCCCGUUCCCGGCCACGGCGGAACUUUCCGCAAGAUCGACUCCACCAACUUCCCCAUCUCAAAGACCAUUGCCGCUGCCAUCGUCGAGCUUCAGCCCAAGGGUCUGCGUGAGCUGCACUGGCACCCGAACGCCGAGGAAUGGCUUUACUUCCACCAGGGUAACGCCCGGGCAACUGUUUUCAUCGGAGACUCCAAGGCUCGUACUUUCGAUUUCACUGCCGGAGACACCGCUGUCUUCCCUGACAACAGCGGCCACUACAUUGAAAACACCUCUGAGACCGAGAAGCUCAUUUGGAUUGAGUUGUACAAGAGCGACCGUGUCGCCGAUAUUUCGCUUGCUCAGUGGCUCGCUCUGACACCAGCUGAUACUGUCGCGAACGUCCUGAAGGUUGACAUUGAAGUCAUUCACCAGAUCAAGAAGCAGAAGCAGAUCCUGGUUCCAGGAAAAUAAGCCAGUCAGGGAACGAGGCCUACCUUAGCCCCAGCGCAUCAUCACAUUCGCUGAUCUAUUUAAUUUUCUAAUAUACUCACUUAAUCCAAUUAAUUUUGCUUUCUUGUU